This is a messenger RNA of Melitaea cinxia (Glanville fritillary), 409 nucleotides long. RefSeq lists its product as uncharacterized. NCBI's taxonomy places the organism in Eukaryota, Metazoa, Arthropoda, Insecta, Lepidoptera, Nymphalidae. The record is from RefSeq and is a predicted model, not a curated record. Gene Ontology annotation, molecular function: nucleic acid binding. The coding region runs from base 1 to 405 and encodes 134 amino acids. The transcript has a single exon.
AUGUUGGAGGCGCAUGGGCAUAAAGUGGUAAGGCUUCCACCUUAUCACUACGAUUUAAACCCCAUCGAGCUGAUAUGCAGUGUCUUAAAAAGACGAAUUGCUGAAAAAAACCUAGGUCAGGAAGCAAAUAAAAUCGUCCAAAUCACAGAAGAAGCAUUUGCAACGAUCACCGAAGUAGAAUGGAGAAAAGAAUGUGAGCACGUGAAAAAAUUAGAAGAAAAAUAUUACGCUGAUGGCCAAGUUAUUGACAGCGAGAUGGACAGGUUCAUAAUUGAAGUGGGAGACGAUAGCGACACUUCUGAUGUCGAAGAUGAUAUGGCAGAUGAAGAUGACGACGAUCUCUUGGGUAUAAGUCCGUUAGAUGAGCAUCUUUUGCCUGAUCAUAAUUAUAAUAAAAAUUAUUAAAUUA